AUGCUUUCCACCGUCGAACUCCAAGCCGAGAUGCCGGUCCACCCGCAGAUGUUCAGCAAGCGCAUGGCGCGCCUGGAGAUGAACAUCCGCAACAUUGCCAGAAUGGGUCUCUCCCGCAACGUGUUUGCCCUCAGCGAUACCGCCGAGAAGGCCUACAACCGAGCGCUUCAGCGCUCGGCGAAGAUUGUGCAAGGACUUGAGGCCAUGUACGCGUCUCUCCCGAAGGAGGCCUUAGAAUGCCCGCUGGCUGCCGGCCGCCCCGACUAUUCGCUGCCCGCCGUCCUUCAGCUGGCCGUCUACACCGAGGGCCCCGAGCAGUUCAACCAGAACAUCGUCAAGGCGGUCAGCCGGGCAGCCGCGCUGGAUGAGAAGAUGGCUCGAGUUGUGGAAUUCUCGUGGCGCGACCCGGCGCUCCGUAGCCAACUCUGCAAGAUCAACGACGAGCACGUUCAUCUACUGGCCGACUCCCUGUGCUUCGCUCAGACGAUCGAGGUCAUCAACAUGUCCAACGUCCCAUCCGUGCACUCGCUGCCCCUGGCCCCGAUCCGCCGC
This is a messenger RNA of Mesorhabditis spiculigera, 552 nucleotides long. NCBI's taxonomy places the organism in Eukaryota, Metazoa, Nematoda, Chromadorea, Rhabditida, Rhabditidae. The record is from the annotation of a GenBank genome assembly.